GGUGAGAGUUCCUGUGCGUGAGGUUGCUUCUUAAUGUAAAUAAAUAAAACUAAAUGUCAUCACUGGGUGAAGCAGCAUAUAAACUCGCAAAGGAAGCCAAGCGUACAUCAGACUUAUUAGUUACACCUUACAAUGAUGACCUUGUUCAGACAUUAUGUAGAGAAAACCGUUUAUUCCAUAAUAAAGCAAAAACAACUGUCGAGAAUAUGAAGGCUAGUAUGGAUCCAAACAUCACAAGAGAUCCUAGUAAAAUAUCACAAGUCAUGCUUUAUCAUUUAGCUACGAAAAGAAACAAGCGUGUAUUAUUUGCAUAUCAUCGUCAGCGCAUCAAUAAACUUAAAGAGAUUUAUUGGAAUGUUGGUUUACAGUCUGAACAUCAAAAGGAAAUUAGAGCAAGUUUAGGUCCAGGAGAACAUCAAUUCUUGGAGGGUUACGUAGAACUAGUGAAUGCAUACAAACAACACUUUUUAGACAUUGACUUGGGAGGUAAUGGUGGGGUUGGACUUGAUCCUCCCAAGGAUUUAUUCAUUCAAGUCCGUGUCAUUCGCGAUGCUGGUGAGAUUACAACUGAAUAUGGUAUAUUGAACCUUGUCAAGGGCAAUCAGUUACAUGUACGUAGAACUGACGUAGAAUCUCUUAUCAAAGCCGGUUACUUGCAGCAUGUCACAGAAUAA
This is a messenger RNA of Rhizopus microsporus ATCC 52813, 674 nucleotides long. Its product is annotated as GINS complex, Psf1 component. NCBI's taxonomy places the organism in Eukaryota, Fungi, Mucoromycota, Mucoromycetes, Mucorales, Rhizopodaceae. Gene Ontology annotation, cellular component: GINS complex. Gene Ontology annotation, biological process: DNA replication; DNA strand elongation involved in mitotic DNA replication. The transcript has a single exon. The coding region runs from base 54 to 674 and encodes 206 amino acids. The record is from RefSeq and is a predicted model, not a curated record.